CAUCUGGAGCCUCGGUGAUGACGUGUUAUGGAAAACCGAUCAAACGUUCGCAGUUCUCUCCCUUGUUUCAACAUCCCGGCUACUGCAAGCUUAAAACGCCAGUACAAGUUUAUGAACUGUGGUUCUAUUUUAAGGAACUUGAUUAUUAGCAUGCUAUAGAGUGUCGGCGCCAUCCACAAGAGACUGUACCAAUCAUUUUAAAUUCUUGAUAGCAUUUGUUUUGAAGAAUGUGACGUACUUGAUUUCCUUGACCAGAAAUGGACGCGGUGACUACUGUCCGAUGGUUGUGUGUGCUGGCCCAACUGGGUCUUACCACUGAAGUUUUAGCGACGGAUUCACGCACCAAAAGAUCUAACAACCAGAAGACUGAAAUAGUCGACCAGAUAUCGUCGUCCAACAACUACGUGUACAGGCCCAACUACAACAACCAAGGUAAACCCGUCAUUAUUGAGUGUGACCUUCACAUAAACAGUAUCGACUCAGUCACAGAAGUGGAGAUGGAAUUCACGGCUGAAGUCACAUUACAUCUGACAUGGAGAGACGCGCGCCUUGAUAAGCAAUUUAAAAACUUCAAUGUGGAGUUUGUUGAACUGGGUGCUAAGAAAAUGGAAAACUUUUGGGUACCUGAUAUAUUCUUUCCCAACGAAAAGCGAGCAGCAUUUCAUAAUGUUAUGUCUGCCAACAAAAUGAUACGUAUCCACAAGAACUCUCUCGUCCACUACACAACCAGGUUGUCUCUGACGUUAAGCUGCCCUAUGAACCUCCGCAAAUAUCCAUUCGACCAACAAACGUGCUCCAUUAAAAUUGAGAGCUUUGGGUUUACAAAGAGCCAGCUGAGUCUGAAGUGGUCUAAUAGCACCAAUCCUCUGCUUGUAAAGAAGGGUAUGGAACUACCACAGUUCCAGCUGGUCGGCAACCGUUUCUACGAUCUGGAGACAUUUAGCAAGAUUAGAGGAAACUACAGUUCACUGAAAGCAGACUUCUUCAUGGUGAGAAACAUCAACUAUUACGUCAUCCAGAUGUACAUUCCCAGCCUGCUGAUUGUGAUGCUGUCCUGGGUCUCGUUCUGGCUGAACGUGAAUUCCGUGCCGGGACGUGUAAACCUAGGGGUGUUGUCAGUCCUUACCAUCUCCACCCAAAGUUCCAGUGUGAACCGCACGCUGCCUCGAGUGUCCUACACCAAGGCUAUAGACAUUUGGAUGGCCGCUUGUCUGGUGUUUGUGGUGGCCGCCUUGGUGGAGUUUGCUAUCGCUAACGUUCUCAGUCGGAGAGGAUCAGGGAAGGGAAUGAUGUUUAUUAAAAAGAUCAUCAAAUUGGCGCGGGACAAGAACCGGAGUACUGAGAAUUCUAAAGGCGGUAUUAAACCGGAAGGAUCGGGGGUCAGACACCGGGAUACCCGGACGGUGAAAGAUACGGUGGUUGGUGUUGACGGUUCCGUACAAGUCCCCAAAUGUCAACACUUAACUAUUGAGGACGACGAUACCAAGAAAACAUCUCCAAAGAAGACCGGGGUCGUGUAUGCGUUUUACCUGGACGUUGCGUCCCGUAUAAUGUUCCCAUUGUCAUUUGGUAUCUUCAACCUUGUCUACUGGAUCUACUAUCUAAACAUCAUGAACGAUAUCAUGGAGUGAAGAAAAAGGCCGAUCGACGUAAUAGACGAAUGUUCUUAAUAACCAAAUGGCUAGAAAUUAUUAUCGUGUUUUAAUAAUAACAAUGACAGCAUUCGUUUCGAAAAAAAACCGGGUUCACUACUCUCCGCAAAUAUAAUCAUUUCAAGCUUUGUAGUAACCUGUCAGAGAUAUAACGUAUGAUUGCGUAGGAGAAUUGUCAAAGAAGACAAACGAAAAGUAAGCUUUUAAGCUUUCAAAACAAGACACAGUGAUGAAUUAUGUCAACGAACCUCGAUUCUGUUGUACCUAUAACUUUGAUAUGCAAAAAAACAUACAUGUAUGGCUCAAAAGAGUUAUAACAAAGGCUAGAGUAAUGGUUGUUUAAGACUUUGAUCAGACCAGAGUGACAAUUGUCUCCAGAAUACGGCAGCACUCAAAACAUGUCUUCUCUUCUUCACCAUUAUGAUAUGAUAACGUUAUUGUUUUCUAGCUGCAGCUAUUUUUUAUUUAUCAAUAGAGCAGAGAUAAAAGUUUUGAGCUUUUAACGACUGAAGCUUAUAGUUUUCUACCGUGGCGUAUUACUCACUGAUUUGUAAAUAUAUUCAUAGCCUAUAUGAAUUUGGUAGGGCUAUAUAUCGGCAAUGCCAUUCGAUGGUAAAUAUACGUAUAUAACACAUAAACAAUCUAGAUUAUAUAUCUUUGGAAAUGCGUAGUUUCCUAAACCAAACAGUCAAAAUUUCUGUUUUGCAAUUGUUAAGUAAAAAAAUGUCUUAAAAAAUAUUUAAUGUUUAUUGAAGAUAUUUUAUAAAUUCAAUAACUAUAUUGCAAUAAAAUGUAAAAAAUUAUGAUAACUAUAAUAAUUCGUUAUUAAUUACGUGAAGGGUUUUAAGUCACGUAAUGGCAGAACUGCAAUAAUGUCUCUCUAUGUAUUAAUAUGUAUAAUUUGAAAUGGAAUAACUUUCACUAUUUUAUAUUGUACAAAAGUAGAAGCGUGUAUAUAGUUUAUUAGAGAAUAUUUGUCGCCAAGACAAACGAAAUCCUUUCUAAGCAGAUCAUGGUCGGUAACCUACAGAUAAUUUUCACGCUACCUUUCACCACUAGAAGGAAUAUAUUGGCCUAUGUUGUUAGACAUCAAGUGUUCUUUAUUUUCGUUUUGAUGUUUCCUGAGUUAUUGCUGUUGUUUAACAGCUGGAAUAUGCUGGUGUUAUGACUAUUUAUCUUUGUGUAUGAGCAUGUAUAUAUUACAAUAGACAUCGCUAUAUCUUCUUAGCAAUCGCGUUUGAUAAGGAUCAUUUUCUUAAUGCGUCAGAAAGUGAUACUUAAAUGCACGUAUUUUGAGGACAUCUAAACCACUAUUGGAUCCAUGUUUACAGGAGUACAUUAUACAUUAUCUGAUUCUGAAACAAGUAGAAACCACAGGAGACACGUGUACAUCCUAACACCUCUAAUUGUCACGACGUAUGUUUCCAAACAGUCACUUUAAACAUCUUUUUUGAAGUAAUAAACAAACUCUUUAUUUCUUCUACUAUGAAUAUGAAAAAUUGUUUCUCAACUUAAUGUAGCAAAACUUGUUGGUCCGGAUGGUAGCACACAGGGGAGGAAACAAGAGUACUUGGAGAAACCCACAAAGUAAGGCAGGCAACCCUUACUUUUCAAGUCUGAUCGGGCAUUCGAACCCCGACCGAUUGUUGGAAGGCGAAUGCGCUGUCCACCGGAUCAUCCGUUAUUUUAUUUUUCGAAGUUACACCCCCUUAAUAUAAUUAGAUAUCAAAGCGUCUUUAUAUAUUAAUUUUUAUUAAAAUUAUGUAAAUAAAAAAACAGUGGAGCAGGUUUCAUAUAUUUUUAAAAUAUAAUUCUUUUUUCAUAAUCAAGAAUGUUUGUUUAGAUUCACGUGAUCUUAAUGCAGUUAUAUCGCAAAUAGUGUCUUAGUAAUGUGUGUGAGUGCUAGAUUAAACAAUUUGUGUAAUUUAAACGAAAUAUCAAAAGCGUUUUUCUACUUCAUAGUGGUAAGGCCAACACAAAUGUUGUCCAGGGUUCGAUUAUGUGCCCAUGGAAUAUAACAUCAGUUUAUUAUGUCUAUGUUUUGUAAACAACUACGGGAAACGUAUUUAAUCGUUUGAAAUGUUGAUGAAAAAGGGAAUUGUCAGCUGUCAUUAUUUUAUGCUAAGGGAACUGUUCUCGGUGAUUGAUUCGACUGAGAGACUUUCCUUUUACUGCAGUAUACAUAGUACUACAGUGUUUAUCAAAUAUGUUUAUAAAAAAACACCACUCCUGUUUUUGAACUAAUCAAAAUCAGUUACUUCCAAUACUUAAGCUUGAUCAAUCUUAUAUAAAAUAGUUAAAUUAUCUAGAAGUAUGCUUGAAGUAUUUAUUGUACAAAUUUGUAGCAGAUGUUGUGAUGAUCAAAAUAUCUAUCAAGGAGUACAAUAAAAUUCAAACGAUUUGAAAUCUAUCAUGAAGAAAACACCUUUUGAUAUCAAGUGAUCGCGAACAAACCUCGACCUAAAAUGAGUAUUGCCAAUAACAUGUUGGGGUCUGACGUCCGAAAUUCAUACACGAAUGCUUAAUAACGCAAAUUACCAUUAUGUAAUAUUCGUUUUAAUGACUAGCGUAAAGGAAUACAUUAAUAGUUAUAAAGAACAUCCUACAGAAAGGUAACCUUAAAAAAUGAGCAAACUCACAUUAAUUUCGAUAGAGGAUGUAAACCACCAAUUGCAAUACAACAAUAUUGUUAAGUUUGCAAUAGCUUAAUAUUUGUUCUGCUAGAAUAGGAUCUGCUAAAGUAGUGUUCCGCAAUUAUUUCUUAACAGUAAAACUGAUGAUAAUAUGGUAUUGAUUCCCGGAGAUCAUAAGAUUAAAUGGUAAAUGGAAUGUUCAAUGUUUAAGAAUGUUGUAUUAUGAAAUUAAAUGCAGAAUAAAAUUUUAUCUUCGAAU
Molecule: messenger RNA, 4544 nt
Organism: Mizuhopecten yessoensis (Yesso scallop)
Lineage: Eukaryota; Metazoa; Mollusca; Bivalvia; Pectinida; Pectinidae
Product: glycine receptor subunit alpha-2-like
Exons: 8
Coding region: 258-1631 (457 amino acids)
Biological process (GO): signal transduction; chloride transmembrane transport; nervous system process
Cellular component (GO): membrane; synapse; neuron projection
Molecular function (GO): chloride channel activity; neurotransmitter receptor activity; transmembrane signaling receptor activity
Source: RefSeq, a predicted model, not a curated record